CAACAACGAGUUUGAGGUGUUGUCUUGGCCUCCAAAUUCCCCAGAUCUCAAUCCAACCGAGCAUCUGUGGGAUGUGCUGAACAAACAAGUCUGAUCCAUGGAGGCUCCACCUCACAACUUACAGGACUUAAAGGAUCUGCUGCUAACAUCUUGGUGCAGAUACCACAGCACACCUUCAGGGGUCUAGAGGAGACCAUGCCUCGACGGGUCAGGGCUGUUUUGGCAGCAAAAGAGGGACCAACACAAUAUUAGGAAGAGGGCAUAACAUUAUGACCACAUCAGUGUAUCUUCUCUAAUUUUCCACAGAAACAGUUUAAGAAUGGUGUGAUGGUGAGUAAAUUAUGACAGAAUGAUAAUUUUCAUUAAUCUGCAAAGACAAAGCUAUUAUUCUUUAGAAUAAGGUUUUGACUCCAUGUUGACUUUUGUGUCAUUUAAAAAACAAUUGGAUGCUUAGUUUGACAGAGAGCUCUUCCAUGACUGAGAUCCAUUUACAUGAUUGAUACAUUUGUUUCACUGCGCUUUUACAGUGCUUUUACCACAUUUUAAAGCCACACUUAUGCUAAUCGAAUCACUUUCCGGCCUUUCAAGUGACCCUCUUUGGAAGUGGUUGGUAUCGCUGUCGGGGCCUAGACAAGAAAUCCUGGUUUAAGAGCCCAGGGGUUAAUUUGCACUUCAUAAUUAAAGAAUGACACAUAUAAAGGGGUUUUAGAGGAAUUUAACAGCACAACUGCUGGAACUAAUGGAGGCUAAAGGAGCUGCACCAUGCAGUGCCACUAAAUUGGAUUUCACAGAUGCACCAUUAUUUCAGUAUCAAUGUCAUGCACGUGUGUGUGAAACGCAGGGGCAAAGUGACUGCUAUCGUCUUGCUCUGGUGCACAGCUGAGAAAGUGCUCACAGGGCUAAAGUUGGUCUUUUGUGUCAGUAGGGAAAUGACUCACGCAGGAAAAGAAGACCACGUCUCUGACAGUGAGUGUAAUUAAGAAUUUUUUUAAACCCAGAAUGCGGACUUGGUGAGUGUGUUUAGGGAGAGGAGGCGUACUGUACAUGAUGUGCAAUUUAAAAAAACUGUAGUGUAAUUAGGGUGUUUAUUCGUAAUGCCUUUAACGUCAUGUUCUUGGUUGAUAGAGGCAUUCACAACUGUCUCUUUUUGCAAGUAGAAAAUCAUGCCUCAUAAAAGGAGACAGUAUAUAAUGUAUAUAUGUGAGGCACAGCCACUGGGUAGGAUAGGAAAGCUUUGAAGAAUAACCUGCUUGAUCUUUGCCUAGAGUGGAUAGCAAUAGUUGCUGUCCAUGGUUCUGAAACCACCGAACAGUGCAAGUGCACAUACAGUGCACUAGUCAAAAAAUGUGAACAGAAUUCCUAUUGAAAUUCAUCAGUCGAAGCCAGUCCUGAAGAAACUUAAUGAGAAUUUACUCAUGGUAUAACAAAAACUAGAUCUUUUAGAACAGAGAACUGACUUAUUUUAAUCUGCAGAACACAAAAGAAGUUUUGGAUCCCAUUGGCACAAACACUGCAACAUUUUUCAAAAUAUCUUUUAUGUUCCAAAGACAAUCAAACAGAUUUGCAGCGACAUCAUUUAAAUUUUUGGGUGAACUAGAAUAAAUACUAAUUUAUCAGUUUAUCAAUAUGUCUUUGUGUUUUUCUAUGCUGAGAAUGUCAUUCUUAAAACGAGAUAAUUUGCUAAAUUAAUUUUACGCUUAAAAAACCUGCCAAUUGAACCAAAAUACUUGUAUUCAAGAUGGAUUCUCUGAAAUCAAGUAAUAGUACUUUAAGCAGUUUUGCUGUUUGAGUAAAUGUAUCUUGCUUCUCAUUGGUUAGAUCAUUUGCGCAUUUGAAAACAACUAUUCAAGCAGAGCAUAUACAGAAUCGUAUGAUUGUCUAAAAUUAUAUUAUUUGUACUUGCACAGAUGGACAGAGACAAUGAUUUAUUGCAUAAUGUAUGCAAUUGUUGAUAUACUUCAAUUAGAUGCUCACAAAGGUAAGUUCUCAUAUCUGUUUAUCUGUGCGAGGGCAGCGCGAGUGCGCAACAGUUGACGUGCGCGCCUGACGGGGACGCGCUGUUCGUUUGGAAAGUCAUAGAACAGAAACUCUGCGCUCAGUCUCAGUGCAAGGACUUGACUUAACAUCUUCAUGGAGUUCCCAACAGGAAGGAGUCAUUUCAUGCGUUUCAGGUAUUGCACGGGAAGCUUCAAAGAUGAGCGCACUCCUCCGGCGUUUGGAGACUCCAAUGGGAAGGUUAUUCUGCCGCGCGCUGAAGUUAACGCGACCCUAAAGGGAUGAAAACUCACUUGUCGUCAUCGUCAGCGGGAGAGGGUUCACAUGAUGACUUCAGACCUGUUGCUGGUUCUCCAAAUGUCCUCGAUCUGACAAUGGUUACCUGCUUCAAUUCCUCUAGCUCUAACAGCACGACCGUCAGCUCGGAUGUGGCUCCGUUCUCCGGGUACACGAUGGUCAUUCUGGCGAUCCUAAUGACUACCCUGGUGGUCGUGGUGGUGGUCGGGAACGCGUUGGUUAUUCUCGCCUUCGUCGUGGACAAGAGCCUCAGAAAUCAAUGCAAUUACUUCUUCCUCAAUUUGGCUAUAUCAGACUUCCUUGUAGGGGCUUUUUGCAUCCCGGUCUAUAUGCCCUAUAUCCUGACGGGCAGGUGGAUGCUGGGCCGUGGACUCUGCAAGCUGUGGCUUGUGAUGGACUACUUGUUGUGCACGGCUUCCGUCUUCAAUAUCGUUUUAAUCAGCUACGAUCGAUUCCUGUCCGUUACCAGAGCUGUAAGUAUCAACACCCAAUUAGCCUACUAAAAUAAUAGUUCACCC
This is a messenger RNA of Ctenopharyngodon idella (grass carp), 2810 nucleotides long. RefSeq names its product histamine H3 receptor-like. The record is from RefSeq and is a predicted model, not a curated record. Gene Ontology annotation, molecular function: G protein-coupled receptor activity. NCBI's taxonomy places the organism in Eukaryota, Metazoa, Chordata, Actinopteri, Cypriniformes, Xenocyprididae. The transcript is spliced from 2 exons. Gene Ontology annotation, cellular component: membrane. Gene Ontology annotation, biological process: adenylate cyclase-activating adrenergic receptor signaling pathway. The coding region runs from base 2277 to 2795 and encodes 172 amino acids.